Messenger RNA from Thlaspi arvense, 417 nucleotides. Lineage: Eukaryota; Viridiplantae; Streptophyta; Magnoliopsida; Brassicales; Brassicaceae. The record is from the annotation of a GenBank genome assembly.
AUGGCUCCUUUGGAUUUAGAAAAGGAUUGGCAUUCUUAUUUGGUUAUCGAUAACGUUCUCUAUUGCUAUAGUAAAAAUUCCGGUGAAAUCAAGUGGUACGACACUAAGAGUCACUACUGGGUGUAUAUGACGGGUCUGGAAGGACUGCCUACGUUAUCUAGUUGCAGUUCUAUUGAACUGGCGGAUUAUGGUGGGAAGCUGGCUGUUCUGUGGACCAGGUAUUUUCUUUCCGAGGAGACCGGCUAUGAGGGGACGAGGGUUUCGUGUGCGGUGGUUGUGCUUGAAAGACGCGGCGAGGAGAAUAUUUGGGGAACGGUCGAGUGGUUGGAUACUGCUGUUACUGUCCCAGACUUUUAUAGACUCGAGUGUCGUGAAUGUCCCAAACUGUGUGAGAGUGAAGGAGAUUUUGCAACAUAG